Molecule: messenger RNA, 420 nt
Organism: Trichophyton rubrum CBS 118892
Lineage: Eukaryota; Fungi; Ascomycota; Eurotiomycetes; Onygenales; Arthrodermataceae
Exons: 2
Coding region: 1-420 (139 amino acids)
Source: RefSeq, a predicted model, not a curated record
AUGGUCAGCCAGGUUUGUGAUCCAGCCGUGGAUAUAAUUAAUCGUGAUAAUAUAGGCCCGGAUGAACUAGGAUUCCAGGCUCCAAAUGACCCAAGGUACAUCGAGAAGGACCUGCAGGCUAUGAAGGUGGCUGGACAUACGCUGCCAUCUCUGGUCAAGAAUGCGUCUCUUCAGGGCAUCUUCAGACCUCGGCCGACAACUAGCUACCUUGUUCUCCAGCCCAACAAGAGCAGGACCUGCAGCUUUCAGAGCCUGAUUCUUCUCAGUGGCCACUUUGUCGGAGCUCCUAGGAUAGCCUUCUCCGUUGAUCAGCUUUGCCGGGGGAGGGGUGCAAGUUGGAUUGCAUUCCCUGCUCGGUACUCUGCCUGCACAUAUAUAUCAAUCCUUCCUGCAGGCUGUCCUGCUAUCGCCUCACUCUGA